AUGAAAUGGCAUCAAGACAGGAAUAUCGCAUCAUCAACCGAUGAUAAAGUCGCUGAAUCGAAGUUUAAACAGAUCUCCGAAGCGUAUUACGUUCUCUCGGAUCCGAAAAAGCGUCAGAUCUAUGAUAUGUACGGUGAAGAAGGUUUGAAAUCUGGAGUUUAUGAUGAAUCAUUGUUGUCACCGACGGUUUCUAGUGGUACGUAUAAGAGUAGAUCUGGUGCGAGGUUUAGGUUUAGGUUUGAUUCGAGAGAUGCAGAUGAGAUAGUUGCGGAGUUUUUUUACGGAUCGAAAGGUAGGGUUUCAGAUGGAGUUUUGAAGAGUGAGAAGAAGAGACGAGUGAGAAGACGAAGAGUGAGAGCAAGGCGGAGACGGUGGAGAAUAAGUUGUGUUGUAAAUGGGGAAAUGUAUAUUAAUAAGGGUAUUUAA
Molecule: messenger RNA, 426 nt
Organism: Helianthus annuus (common sunflower)
Lineage: Eukaryota; Viridiplantae; Streptophyta; Magnoliopsida; Asterales; Asteraceae
Product: dnaJ homolog subfamily B member 6
Exons: 1
Coding region: 1-426 (141 amino acids)
Cellular component (GO): nucleus; cytoplasm
Molecular function (GO): protein-folding chaperone binding; protein folding chaperone
Source: RefSeq, a predicted model, not a curated record